This is a messenger RNA of Arvicanthis niloticus (Nile rat), 1272 nucleotides long. Lineage: Eukaryota; Metazoa; Chordata; Mammalia; Rodentia; Muridae. The record is from RefSeq and is a predicted model, not a curated record.
GUGAGUUUCGAUGAUGUGCAUGUGAACUUCACUGCAGAAGAGUGGAAUUUGCUGGAUCCUUCCCAGAAGAAUCUCUACAAAGAUGUGAUGCUGGAGACCUACUGGAACCUCACUGCUAUUGGCUAUAAUUUGGAAGUCCAUCAUACUGAAGAACAACAUCAAACUUCUAGACGUCAUGAAAGGCAUGAAAGAAGUCAUACUGAAGGGAAACCUUAUGAAUGUAACCAAUGUGGUAAAGCCUUUUCAUAUCACAGUAGUCUCCAAAGACAUACAAGAACACAUACUGGAGAGAAGCCUCAUGAAUGUAAUCAAUGUGGUAAAGCCUUUUCAUGUCACAGUAGUCUCCAAAGACAUAAAACAACACAUACUGGAGAGAAACCUUAUGAAUGUGAUCAAUGUGGUAAAGCCUUUUCAUGUCACAGUAUUCUCCAAAGACAUAAAAGAACACAUACUGGAGAGAAACCUUAUGAAUGUAAUCAGUGUGGUAAUGCCUUUUCACAACACAGUAGUCUCCAAUAUCAUAAAAGAACACAUACUGGAGAGAAACCUUAUGAAUGUAAUCAAUGUGGUAAAGCCUUUUCACAACACAGUCAUCUCCAAUAUCAUAAAAAAACACAUACUGGAGAGAAGCCUUAUGAAUGUAAUCAAUGUGGUAAAGCCUUUUCACGUCACAGUCAUCUCCAAAGUCAUAAAAGAACACAUACUGGAGAGAAACCUUAUGAAUGUAAUCAAUGUGGUAAAGCCUUUUCACAGCACAGUAAUCUCCAAAGUCAUAAAAGUACACAUCUUGGAGAAAAGCCUCAUGAAUGUAAUCAAUGUGGUAAAGCCUUUUCACGUCACAGUAGUCUCCAAUAUCAUAAAAGAACACAUACUGGAGAGAAACCUUAUGAUUGUAAUCAAUGUGGUAAAGCCUUUUCAUGUCACAAUGGUCUCCAAUAUCAUAAAAGAACACAUACUGGAGAGAAACCUUUGAAUGUAAUUAAUAUGGUAAAAGCCUUUUCAGAAAUUUUUUGUCUCCAAAACCAUAAAACAACCGACCAGGACUCUCUGUGGGUGACUGCUGACCUCACUAAUGGUGGGUACCUCAAAAGAGGGUCCAUAGGGCUCCCCACCCGCUGCUGGGGUGCAGAAAGAGAAGACAAACUCAGUGCUGCCUUCCCUCGAGCAGCCACACUGCUCCCUCCACCACAAACUGUUCCUGUCUUCCCUGCCCCUCCCCCUCCCAGCACCGCCAAUGUGGCUCUGCUGCCUUGUCACCUGUGGGGUGUAUGA